Molecule: messenger RNA, 1608 nt
Organism: Anopheles arabiensis
Lineage: Eukaryota; Metazoa; Arthropoda; Insecta; Diptera; Culicidae
Exons: 5
Coding region: 85-1608 (507 amino acids)
Source: RefSeq, a predicted model, not a curated record
AGCAGAAAUUUCAGCGAAAACUCUUCCCACGCAACAAUCGAGCAGGAAAAUGUAUGGAGAUCUGUCAAAUUCCGUGUUGUUUGUAUGGACGCAGUACCAACGUCAUUGGUUUGGAAGCUCCCUUCACCUGGUUUCGCUUUGUCUGCCCGGUUCCCCGUCCUGAGCGUGUUGCUUCCAUACGAGUUUCAACUUGUCGCCGGUAGCUUCUUACUCCUCUUACGAGUUGUUUUUUCUUCAACGGUAGUGAGUGGUUGUGCAUCAGCCAUUUUCAGUGUUUUGUUUGGUGCAAUCAAUACUGUAGUGAAUAUUUGUUUGGCGUUUAUUUUUGUUUUGGUCGUACAAAUCAACUAUUUCAUCGAAGUUUCAGGCUUAUUUCAAGCUAACACAAGUUUCGAAAGCGAUAUGUACUCAAAGAAAUUGAGAAGAUCGGGGCAAUUCGCUAAAAUUCGCCGAGUCAACCAAACCAAUUUUGAACGUGAAAUGCAAGCAUUGAUGGAUCCCUCACCUGGCCCUUCAGUUGUUCCUACUUCGAUUGAAGAAGACUUUGGCAUGCCAGAAGGCAUUGAUAGUGAUACUCAACUUUUGGAAGAUGAUGAAGACGUGGAAUCUAUUCCGUCAACUAAUACUGAUGCGGAGAGUGAUACCGAAGAAGAAAGCGAAAAUGACUUCCAAAAACCAUUUGAAACACUUCUUAGACUAUGGGCUCUUUCAUGCAAAGUUCCGCUAACAACUUUAACCAAACUGCUGAAAUUGCUUAGUCAUAAAACGGAUUUCAACCUGCCUAAAGACGCCAAAACGUUUUUAAAAACUCCUAUUCUUAUUGGCAAUCAAAUAGAAAAUGUGGCUGGUGGACAAUUAUGGUAUCGUGGAGUCGAGAAAACCCUAAAACAAUAUUUUUGCCAAGUUACACCCGCAACGAGCCUAAUUAAUAUCAAUCUUUCCAUGGACGGAUUGCCGUUACAUAACAGCGGGCCAACACAAUUGUGGCCGAUUUUAAUGACGUUGCCGGAUUUUGAUCCAAUGCCAGUGUUGGUGGUAGCCAUUUUUUGUGGAGCAUCAAAGCCAGAAAAUGCUGAGGGCUAUCUUCGUCAAUUGGUGGACGAACUAAACCAUCUAUCAGACCAAGGAACCAUUAUUAAUGGAAAAAUGAUAGAUAUUCAGUUACGUGCAAUAAUUGCUGAUACACCUGCGCGCUCGUUUUUAAAAGGAGUUGCGUAUCAUAAUGCAGUGCACGGAUGCAUAAAAUGUAAGAGUCUAGGCACUUUUAUUAAAAGCGCACGAAAGGUUGUUUAUAAAAGUGUUCAAGGUGAACCUCGCACUGACAAGGAACUAAAAGGCGGUGUGUACAAAGAACACGUGAAACGCACAUCUCCACUAUUUUAUUUGAAUUACUUUGAUCUUAUUGUUGGUUUCAUUAUCGCUGAUCUACUUCAUCUUAUAGAUAUAGGAGUAUUUCGUAAAUUGAUACAGGGUUUUGUCACUGGCGCCCUCAAGCCUUUUCCAAAAUGGUCACCAGAACAACAAUCACAGGUGCACGUGCUAAAAAAUCCCUGUCUAUUAGAAUAUCUAAUGCAUCAUGCAUUCUGUUUUCUAUGUCUUGUUCUGUAA